GGUGUCGCGGCCAUGUUGGUCAAACGCGCAAUUGUCGCUUGCAACAUCCAGCAGAGGUAUCGCCUAUGCGGGCAAUUUUCUGACAGAUCUGGCUGCUUAAACCAACCAUCGGAACACGACAAACAAGAAGAGCCUUUACUCUGUAACCAUAUGCUUCUGCACGAGGACAGCGAAGAAAAGUGAUUCCAUUUUGAGCUUCAAUUAGAUCCCAUGGAGGAUAAUAUUUGUGACACUGAAGAGUGCAAAGAGGAGUGGACUGCAUGAAACCAAGAGUGAGGAAGGGUUGAGAUUUGCAGCUCCACCUCCUCUAAGAUCUUCCUUUCCCCCAUCAUGAGCACCGGUGGGAAUGGUCGACCUAAUGGGAGCUUGCCCCAGACCAAGAUCUGCCAAUUCAAAUUGGUGCUGCUGGGGGAUAUGGCAGUGGGGAAGUCCAGCCUUGUGCUUCGAUUUGUCAAGGGCCAGUUUGAUGAAUUUCAGGAGACCACCAUCGGAGCUGCAUUCCUGGCCCAGUCAGUAUGUCUGGAUGACACAACAGUGAAGUUUGAAAUCUGGGAUACAGCUGGCCAGGAGCGUUAUCACAGCCUGGCACCCAUGUACUAUCGUGGUGCACAGGCAGCCAUUGUUGUUUUUGACAUCACUAAGCCGGAGACAUUUGAACGUGCCAAGGCCUGGGUGAAGGAGCUGCAGAGACAAGCCAGUCCCAACAUAGUGAUCGCCUUGGCAGGGAACAAGGCAGAUCUGGCUGAGAAGAGAUUGGUGGAGUAUGAGGAUGCCCAGACAUAUGCAGAAGACAUUGGUUUACUCUUCAUGGAGACGUCGGCCAAGACCGCCAUGAAUCGAAAAAGAUGCCAAAAACAGACUCCCAGAAUCUCACACACUCUGCACGAAAUAGGGGAGUUAACCUCCAAGAUCCGGAUUCCCAGUCUUCCCAGAGGUGCUGCGGAAACUAAGUCCUCUGCAAAUCGCCUCGCCAGCUGAGAAGCCGCCAAGCCCAGAUUCCCCCAUUGUACACCCACCAUCCGCUAUGACAGAUGUAGAGUUUCGGACACUAAAAGUUUUUUUCCCCCCAUCAUCAUUCCCAGCUAUGUUAUGACUGUACAGGUUGAUAAUCCGGUGUGUCAAUGUAAGGAUUCAGAAUGAGUAACUCAUUUUAGUAACCAUCAUUACUAGGUCAAAAUGGAAAGUGAGAAAUGUACCAGGAGAGGCCAGCUGUAUGUCUACCUUGCAGUGAUAUUUUUUCCUUUUCCUGGCCUAAGACCUAGUUGUAUAUAAGUGAAGGCACUCAGUGUUCUGAAAAAGAUCCAGAGCCACUAAGGCUCAACCAAAUGUGAUUAUUUUGUUUUAACCACAAGGCUGCUCCAAAAGUAAUGUUCUUAAUUGUACUUCUUGAGAAAUGGGUGUAAAAUGUCUUCCUGAUAUCUUGUUUUGAGUGACCCCUGCUGACUUCCUAGUAGAGCUAAUGCUUGUUCACUGUUUGGCCACUGACUGUGUCACCUUAAUCUCUCCCUUCUUCUCCAUCCACCAUAUGAUUAUUUAACACCAACAUGUCUGUGUACAUUUGCAAUCAAAUGUAUUCAACCCACUUAACCUUAACUGGCUAUCUGCUGUUAUGAGUGCAGUCAUGAAACUAAAUCAACUUUAAUGCCCAAGUUUUUAACUAAUACACUUAACAGCGAGUUCACACGCAGUUCAAACCAAAAAACUUCACGUGCAAAAUUAUUCAACCCUCAAAAGUCAGUUUUACUACACUACGUGAUCUAAAACAGCGCACCUCAAGCAAGCGUGCGCUCACAAGCUUGACACCUGUUAUCCUGUUACCUCCGGAGUCCCAUUCCUCACAAGCAAUAGCUUCCAUCUUAGUCAUAUUCUUUGGCUUCUGUGCUGCCACCUGAUUCUGUAGUGCUGCACUGCAUCCCAAUAAAGACGGGAUUCUAGGGAUUCAGAUGGCUGACCCAUGACAUGUCAGGUCUGAUAACUCAGUCAAUCUGUGGCUGAUUGGAUAGUGGUUGGAGGCACAUUAUCUUGUUGAAGACCCUUUACCAAUCGGUGUCUUGGGACAGGAAGAAUCAUGGAACACUUUUGGCCGUUGCCUUUCAUAUAAUGCUACACUGCUACUCAGCUUGAGCACAUACCUUAGAUGUGUAUAUAUACGCCGCACACACUUAAUCACAGCUUAGAAAUAAAGUGUCAUUAUAUAGCUUGUCCAAGGUUUAAAUUAUGUAUCCUUACUUGGACUGGUUAUGUAUUACAUUAUUGAAUAGGGUUUCAAUAAUUUUGCACGCAGUUUGUGGAGAGAAUGAUUCUGACCCAUGUUCUCAUAACCAUCCAAAUCAUCUUAAUUAUAUAUGAUACUAGGGCCUCCAUUUAUGUAUUUUAAUUAACUUUUACUCAAAAUGUUGAGGGUUAAGGGGGUUCAAUGAUUUGAAUUGUAAAUGUUAAAGAAGGAAUGGGGGUAAAGAUGAAAUCACAUAAACAUGUCCACAUAUAGACACACACACACAAGCUUCUGAAAAAUCACAAUAUGUCACAUAUAAACUCAUGGAAGUCUUUGUGUGACUUGUCAUGGUUUGUGUGUGUAUAUAUAUAUAUAUAUAUAAAAAAUCCUCCCCCAUUUCUUCUCUGAAUCACGAUAAUUCAGUUACUGAAAAGUGUCUAUGUGUGUAUACAACACACACACACACUAGGACUGGUAAGUAUUUUGCUUGAUGCCCAAGAAAACGAGAGGUAUCCAUCAUUUGUUGUAAUUGGUUGCUUUUUGUCCGACAGUGACAAUGUGGUGUAAAAGUCUAAACAAGUGAAGGCCCACAGUGGAAGCCUGGAGAAAAGUGCCUAUUUGUGUCCCUCCCCCACCACCACCACCACGUUUGGGUUUCCUUGAGUGGUAAUUCAGUUAAUGUGACUUUUAGAAUAAACAUGGACUUUGUUGAAUGUGGAUGUGAGAAACCUAUCUGUGUGUAAGUAAAUUACUUUUAAAGUGUUAAAGGAAAGUGCGAGGCUAACACACGGCUACGUGUUUGACUUCUUUUGAAGACAAACUGGCCGCUCAUUUAAUGACGACAUAACAACUCCAGUGAGUUUGAGAUCAAUAAAUACUGUGCAACACUG
Messenger RNA from Clupea harengus (Atlantic herring), 3105 nucleotides. It is a transcript of the gene rab5b, whose product is annotated as RAB5B, member RAS oncogene family. Bases 331 to 978 code for a protein of 215 amino acids. Gene Ontology annotation, molecular function: GTP binding; GTPase activity. NCBI's taxonomy places the organism in Eukaryota, Metazoa, Chordata, Actinopteri, Clupeiformes, Clupeidae. The record is from RefSeq and is a predicted model, not a curated record. The transcript is spliced from 7 exons.